CACCCGUCUGCUCCCGUCAGUGAUCGUCUGGUUUUCAUAUCGAGAGGAAGUGGUGGCCAAAAGAAUUUCACACCCCCAUUCAAGGGUGAGAUAGCUCCGUGCUGCGAUUCCGAUCAUGAAGCUAAUCACAUGCGACUACAUAUCCGGAUGUUUUGCCGGUGCAUGCGGCGUUCUGGUAGGUCAUCCGUUGGAUACCAUUAAGACAUGGCAGCAGUUUUCCAACAACCGAAUCAGUACCUCAAUCUACAACAUCAUAACCGGACAUAACGGGCUUCGAGGAUUCUACAAGGGGAUGUUCUUUCCAUUUGUCACGAGUGGGGCAUUGAACUCAGUCGUUUUCGCCGUGUACGGAGAUCAACUUCGGACCUUACAGAGACGAUGCAGAUCGAAUAGAGAACGGGAGCGGCUCUUGCGGACGCAUGUAAUGUAUGCUGGAUCUGUGGCAGGAGCCACACAAGUUUUCCUCGCAUGUCCCGUCGAAGUGGUCAAAGUUCGACUUCAAACACUCCAAUACAUUGGUCACCCAUGGCUGUGCUCGCGAGAUAUCAUGCUCCGUGAGGGUAUCUGGGGUAUGUAUAGGGGCUUCACACCGAUGAUGUGCCGGGAUGUGCUUCCCUACGGUAUCUAUAUGCUGGUGUACGAGUACAUGAUGGGAAUCGAAGAGCGGCUUCAUCGGAUGAAUCGGAACCGUAAGACGUGGACAACAAUUGAAAGUUCACAUGAGGCAUCGCUAAUAGCCACGGCAGGCGCGAUGGCUGGUGUGAUCUCCUGGAUGUUUGUCGUUCCGUUCGAUGUCGUCAAAACGGUCAUGCAAUCGGAAACGGAUCCGACGGUUCACAAGAACAUGAUGCAUUGCUUUCGGCGUCUGGUGCAGCGCCACGGAUGGAAAUCUCUAUUUCGGGGAAGUAGCAUGAUUAUCGCCCGAGCAGCUCCAGUCAAUUCUGCUACCUUCCUGGGGUACGAAUGGUGCCUGAGGCAGUGUCAUAAACACUUUCAAAUUGACAGUGUCUAAAUAAAUUUAAUUAAUAGAACAUAA
Molecule: messenger RNA, 1036 nt
Organism: Malaya genurostris
Lineage: Eukaryota; Metazoa; Arthropoda; Insecta; Diptera; Culicidae
Product: solute carrier family 25 member 45
Exons: 6
Coding region: 116-1012 (298 amino acids)
Biological process (GO): mitochondrial L-ornithine transmembrane transport
Cellular component (GO): mitochondrion
Molecular function (GO): high-affinity L-arginine transmembrane transporter activity
Source: RefSeq, a predicted model, not a curated record